AUGACCAGUCAGCAACAGAUGAUAGUGCACAGAUGCAGGUUUGUGGAUUUUACACCUGCCACAAUCACUUCUCUAGCAUUUUCACAUAAAUCAAACAUAAAUAAAUUGACUCCAUCGGAUUUGAGACUUGCCAUUGGUAGGUCUAACGGUAACAUAGAAAUCUGGAAUCCAAGAAACAACUGGUUCCAGGAAAUGGUUAUUGAAGGUGGCAAAGACAGAUCAAUUGAAGGCUUAUGCUGGAGCAAUGUCAGUGGUGAGCCAUUAAGACUCUUUUCCAUUGGUGGUUCUACUGUCGUUACAGAAUGGGACUUGGCUACGGGUUUACCAUUAAGAAAUUAUGACUGUAAUGCAGGCGUGAUCUGGUCUAUUGCCAUCAAUGAAUCCCAAGAUAAGCUGUCAGUGGGCUGCGAUAAUGGGACUGUGGUACUUAUAGAUAUAUCUGGGGGGCCGGGUGUCUUGGAACACGAUACUAUCCUAAUGAGACAAGAAGCCAGAGUAUUGACUUUAGCUUGGAAGAAGGAUGACUUCGUUAUUGGAGGUUGUUCUGAUGGUAGAAUAAGGAUUUGGUCAGCUCAAAAAGGUGAAGAAAACAURGGUCGUCUAUUGCAUACCAUGAAAGUCGACAAAGCCAAAAGAGAAUCCACUUUAGUUUGGUCCGUUAUCUAUUUGUCAAAGACUGAUCAAAUUGCUUCUGGUGAUUCUACCGGCUCCAUAAAGUUCUGGGAUUUCCAAUUUGCUACAUUGAACCAGUCUUUUAAAGCACAUGAUGCAGACGUCUUAUGCCUAACUACUGAUAUUGAUAACAAUUACGUGUUUAGUGCUGGUGUGGAUAGAAAGAUCUUCCAAUUUUCUCAAAAUAGCAACAAAUCUCAAAAGAACAACAGAUGGGUGAACUCUUCCAACAGAUUACUUCACGGUAAUGAUAUUAGAACCAUAUGUGCAUACCAAUCUAAAGGUGCCGAUUUUCUGGUCUCAGGAGGUGUUGAAAAAACGUUAGUUAUCAACUCAGUGACCUCUUUCUCUAAUGGGAAUUAUAGGAAAAUGCCGACCGUCGAACCUUAUUCCAAGAAUGUUUUAAUCAACAAGCAACAACGUUUAAUUGUCUCGUGGAACGAAUCGACUGUUAAGAUAUGGACAAUGGGAGUUGAAUCUAAUUCAGAGCAGAAUUAUAAACUAGUGUGCAAACUAACCCUAAAGGACGAACAAAAUAUCUCAACUUGUGCUCUAUCGCCAGACGGGCAAGUGCUACUUGUGGGAAGGCCUUCCACAACCAAAAUUUUUCAUUUGCAACCAAUGGGUACCAAAUUAAAAGUGACGAAGCUAGAUAACGAACUAUUGCUGAAAACUGCCACAAAAUUGGCCCAAUUUAUCGAUAAUUCCAAAAUUGUGAUAUGCUCCUGCGAAGACGAAGUAUUCGUUGUGGACUUAGAAUCUGAAGAAGAUGAAAAACCACAAGAAAUUGAACUUUUAGAAAUCACUUCCACUAAAAGUAGCAUUAAAGUUCCAUAUAUCAAUAGAAUCAACCAUUUGGAAGUAAAUCAAGAUAUUGCAGUUAUUUCUCGUGGGUGUGGGGCUGUAGACAUACUAAACCUAAAGACACUAGAGGCAAAAUCAUUGGUUCGUUUGAAUAACUUUAUCACCGCUGUUCACAUUAACUUACCCAGAAAGUCUGUUGUUGUAAUUACUGCAGAAAACAAGAUUUAUGAAUUUAACAUGAACUUAAUUUCAGAAUCUGAAAACGAAGACGAUGAAAGUCUAUUAACCCAAUGGUCAAAGAAUAAUACCGAAAACCUUCCAAAAGAAUGGAAAUCAUUAAAAGAGAACUGUGUGGGUAUUUUCACGGAUGUGAAAAAUAGUAAUAGGUUAUGGUUUUGGGGUGCUACUUGGAUCUCAAGAAUAGACUUUGACGUUGAUUUCCCAAUAAAUAAGAGAAGGAAACAGAAGAAACGUAGCCACGAAGGGCUAACUAUCACAGAUGAAAGUAAUUUCAUGAACGAUGAAGAAGAUGAUGAGGAUGACGAUAUCGAUAUGGAAAUCAAUGAAAACCUAAACGUAUUAUUAAGUCAAGGAAAUAAAAUAAAGACCACAGAUGCACACCGGAAUGAAGAAAGUACAAACGACUAUUUCUUUACCGAUAAAUACAGACCUUUAUUAUUUGUUGACUUAAUAUCCAGUGAUGAAUUAGCCAUCAUUGAAAUAAAUCCAUUAAGUUCUCAUUCCAAGCAAAAGGCAUUUGUUCAACCAAAGUUGGUCUUCUAA
Saccharomyces eubayanus is the source of this 2259-nucleotide messenger RNA. It is a transcript of the gene UTP4, whose product is annotated as small subunit rRNA maturation protein UTP4. The transcript has a single exon. The record is from RefSeq and is a predicted model, not a curated record. The coding region runs from base 1 to 2259 and encodes 752 amino acids. Gene Ontology annotation, cellular component: 90S preribosome; t-UTP complex; small-subunit processome. Gene Ontology annotation, biological process: maturation of SSU-rRNA from tricistronic rRNA transcript (SSU-rRNA, 5.8S rRNA, LSU-rRNA). NCBI's taxonomy places the organism in Eukaryota, Fungi, Ascomycota, Saccharomycetes, Saccharomycetales, Saccharomycetaceae. Gene Ontology annotation, molecular function: RNA binding; protein binding.